UUUAAAAAUACAUUUACAUUUAUAUAUUUUAUAUAUACACGUAUACAUGUAUAUCUUCAUAGCUACAUACAUAUCUUGACAUCAAAUUUAUACCAUACUAUAAUGGUUCCAACUUAGGAGUCCAAAGCCUGUGGGUGAUUUUGAGAACACAAACACACCAAUCCAUAUCGUGGUGAUAUUUAUUUAGCUCCAGCGAUGUGCAGGAGUAAUCACUGUAAUAAGGCAACACCGGAAUCCACGGGAUAAAUGACGUCACACAAAGAUGGCAUCGUUUUUCCGAUGCACCUUCGGGCGGUAAGGCUCCAUAGUCCUUAGCUGAGGCAGAGCCCAGAAGCAGCGCCGCCGCUCCCCCCCCACACACAUACCCGUCGCACAUCUGGCCAGCUGGUAAAGUCCCAGCAGCGGCCGCCCGGAGGCAGCAUGAGCCCAGGGAAGCGCCGGCGUGUCUCCUCCCGGGCUUCAGUCUCCAGGCUCGGGCGCGCUCCUUCUCCCAACCAGGUCGCCCAGCUCCAGGGGCGGAUCCCACCAAGAACCUAUUGGGUGGAAGGAGGGGUAAAGAGCCCCGCUGCCCGGCCUCCCGCCCCUAAAAGAAAAGGAGCGUGACGCGCUGCCCAUCGAGACCCCGGGUCUGCCCAGAGCCACCACCAUGCCGAGCCUGCCGAGGAAGCUGGAGCUCUUCUACGAUGUGCUGUCCCCCUAUUCUUGGCUAGGCUUCGAGGUGACGCUCCGAGGGAAAGGGGACAUGGAGGUGGGGCUGCUGAGGAGCCUGGCUCACAAAGACCAAAAUAGACUGUGCCAACUUGAACCAAAGAUCUCCAGCCCUGCCCUAGGUGGCCCAUGCCAGGGGCCAGGGAUUAGGAAUACUCCUGUUUCAAAUGGCCCCUGCACAUGUUCUAAAAGCCCACACACAGCUCACAGUGGUUUUGGUCUCCCCUGGCAAGUCCUAUGUUGCCAUCAGAACAUCUGUAACAUCAGCCUGAAGCUGCAGCCAAGUUUCCUAGUAGGAAUAAUGAAGGACAGUGGGAACCUACCACCUCUUUUAGUACCUCAAAAAAAGAAAUACCUGAUGGAUGAACUCCAGCAGUUGCAGAAUUUUUACCAAGUUCCGCUUGUGAUUCCCAGAGAUCACCGAGUAGUGAUAAUAGACAAAGGGAGCCUUGCUGCCAUGCAAUUCCUCAGUUCUGUCGAAAUGGAGAAGCCUGAGAUGUUGGAGAAAGUGUCUAGGGAACUGUGGAUGCGCAUCUGGUCACGGGAUGAAGAUAUCACAGAAUCCCAGAGCAUCCAAACUGCUGCAGAAAAGGCAGGACUUUCUGAAGAAGUGGCUAAGUGCCUACUGGAAAAGUGUUCAACUGAAGAGGUGAAGAAGAAACUAAGAGAAACCAAAAAUACAGCCUGCAAAUAUGGGACCUUUGGGCUUCCCAUCAUAGUGGUCCAUGUGGAUAACCAGUUUGACAUGCUCUUUGACUCUGACAGGAUGGAACUGCUGGCUCAUCUGCUAGGAGAACAGUGGCAGGGCCCAGUGCCCAGCACUGUGAAAGGCAAACUCUGAGCACUUACAGAAGAAGAGGAGCUGCUUAACCCUAGGAGCCAGACCCUUCCUCCUCACAACACUCCCAUCAAGGAAUCCAGGAUGCUGGGGCUCUGCAUUCCCAUAUUCUCAAGUUUGGGGGAUUUUUGGCUUGGUAUCCUGAGCUUGCAGUCCUGGGAUUGUCCUAUUCCUACUGCUCACAAAUAAGUGCCUUAGGUAGGGCCCCAAC
This is a messenger RNA of Phascolarctos cinereus (koala), 1757 nucleotides long. The record is from RefSeq and is a predicted model, not a curated record. NCBI's taxonomy places the organism in Eukaryota, Metazoa, Chordata, Mammalia, Diprotodontia, Phascolarctidae.